Messenger RNA from Lolium perenne, 3820 nucleotides. RefSeq names its product protein FAR1-RELATED SEQUENCE 5. Gene Ontology annotation, biological process: regulation of DNA-templated transcription. NCBI's taxonomy places the organism in Eukaryota, Viridiplantae, Streptophyta, Magnoliopsida, Poales, Poaceae. The record is from RefSeq and is a predicted model, not a curated record. Gene Ontology annotation, molecular function: zinc ion binding.
UCUCGCAACCCCUCCACCACACACAUCCACCCACACCCGCCGCCGCCACAGCCAAUCCAUCCAACCCCUUCUUCCUCCUCCCGCUGCUCUCCCCCUUCAUUCCUCCAAACCCUAGCUCAAACCCUAAUGUCCACCACCGCGCAACCCCCGGUCUCCCCGUCCGGAGACUCCUCACCGACUUCUUCCGGCUCAUCCUCCCCCUCCCCGUCCCCUUCCUCCUCCUCCACCGCCGCCGCCGCCGCCGCCGCCGCUGGCUCCGACGAGCCCGCCCUUCUCGGCCAAGCCACCUCGACUUCCACCCCCUCUGCCGCCGGGGAUGACGCCGCCGUCCCAACAUCGCCACAAAUGGGCAUGUAUUUCGAGACGGAGGACGAUGCGUACGAGUUCUACAAGGCCUACGCCGCCCGCCUUGGCUUCGUCGUCCGCAAGUCCAACAAGUCCAAGAACUCCCGGCACACCGUCACCCGUCGCCUCUUCGUCUGCUCCAAGCAGGGAUUCCGCCAGGAACCCAAGAAGCCCCAAGAAGAGACCAACGCCACCGACGUUGCGGCUGCCGCCUCGCCACCGCCUCCCAGGUGCCCAGACUCCCGCACCGGCUGCCUGGCGUCCCUCACCAUCAAGCUCAUCCCUUCAGCCAAUGCCUUCCGCGUCACCGAAUUUGUCGCCGAGCACAACCACCCGCUGGCCUCUGCGGCGCCCGCUGUGUCGCUGGCCAUGAUGCCAUCGAGCUCAUCGCACCACGCCGUCGCUGCUGUGGCAAGCUUGCCCGAUCCGAGGGAAGGGCCGCACACGGACAUGCACUUUGAGACGGAAGACGACGCGUAUGCCUUCUACAACCGGUAUGCCGAGCAUGUGGGCUUCAGCGUCCGCCGCUCGUACAAGAAGCGCAAGCGUGGGACGAUCGUGUCUCGGAUCUUUGUAUGUUCCCGUGAGGGUGUCAGUGACCGUGCCAAGCAUGAGGGCCUGGCCAGUAUCAGCACCAGCAGUGCUGGUGCAGGGGCACCAGGCACACCUAGGCCAGGCCCACCGCCAACACGGACAGGGUGUCAGGCAAGAAUGGUGGUCAAGAUCACCCCAUGCCGAACAUAUCGGGUUGCAAAGUUCUUCCCGGACCAUAACCACCCGCUCGCAAACUCAGAGACAGUCCACAAGCUGCGGUCACAUAAGAUGAAGGCUCGAGCGCACGAGCUUGGGGCAGGAGAACUGCAUCGAAGGAAACAGGGGAAGGGCGCGCAGCUUGGGGAUGCUGGUGCCGCAUUGGAAUAUUUGGAGGGGCUGCAGGUGGGAAACCCCUCGGUGUAUUAUGCGGUAGGAAUGGCGCCUGAUGGGAAUUCAGCUGUGAAUUUCUUCUGGGCUGAUUCAAAGUCAAUCAUCGACUUCAGAAGCUUUGGUGACGUUGUUUGCUUCGAUACAACAUAUGGACUGAAUGUGUAUGGGCGCCCCUUUGCAUUGUUUGUUGGUGUGGACAACCAUAAGCAGUUGCUUGUGUUUGGUGCAGCGUUGCUCUAUGAUGAUAGCAUCAAGUCAGUGAGAUGGGUAUUUCAGGCGUUUGCCGAUGCCAUGCGUGCUAGGCAGCCAAAGACUAUUUUUAUUGAUGAGCGUUCUGAAUGUGCUAUUGCAGCAGCAGAGGUAUGGCCUGGGAGUUACCAUUGCACAAGUGUGUGGCAUAUCUACCACAAUUCAAAGAGGCACCUGAAGCAGGUGUUUGAAAGCUCCAAGAGUUUUGGCAACACUUUGAGCCAGUGUCUCUUUGAGUGUGAGGAUGAGUUGGAGUUCUUGUCAGCAUGGGAAAAGCUAAUCGAGAAAUAUGACAUCGGUGAGAGUGAAUGGCUCAGCAGACUUUUCCUAGAGAAAGAAAAAUGGGCGCUGCCUUAUAGGAGAACCAUCUUUUCUGCUGAUAUACUCACUACCCUUAGGAAGGAGAAUAUGAUCAAUGAGCUCAAACGGGAGCUCAGUGAUCAAGAAGAUAUUCUGCUGUUCUUUAAGCGUUAUGAGACCAUGCUGGAAGAGCAUCGUUCAAAGAAAUUGCAUGCUGAUGUUGAUGGAAACCAGGUUACUUUGCCAAUCCCGUCCUUACGAAUGUUAAAACAAUCCUCAAAUGCUUAUACACCUGAAGCUUUCAAGAUGUUCCAGGGUGAGUUUGAGGCUUACAUGAACUGCCUGUCCUUCCCCUGCAGUGUAGUUGGCACAGUCUCAGAGUACAAAAUAGCACUUGAUGAGAAGCCAUCAGAGGGCAUUGUCAAAUUCGAUGCACUAGAUGGCUCAGCUACUUGCAGCUGCAGGAAGUUUGAAUCUGUUGGAAUCCAGUGCUGUCAUGUACUAAAGGUACUUGAUCUCAAGAAUAUCAAGGAGCUCCCAGAACAGUACAUUUUGAAGAGAUGGAGGAAAGAUGCCCGUUCUAUUAGAAUGGGAGAAGAACCUAAUGGUGGAUCUGGCAGCAUUAUGCAGUCAUCCUCCGAAGUUCGCUACGCUAACAUGUGUCGUUACGUUAGCCUAAUAGCUUCAAGGGCUGCCAAAUCAGAGGAGGCAAUGUCAUACAUCGAAGAUCAAUCAACUGUUCUUCUGAAGCAUCUAGAUGAUAUUUUACAAACAGGCUAUCCUGAGAUUGGAAAUCAUGAUGUCUCUUCAAGUAGUCAAGCGAUUUCUUUUGUAGGAAAUCAACAUCUUGACCAUACAACACAAUCAAGAGCAGUUGCACAUACAGCAAAUGGACGGACAUCCUUUUUUGGAAUUUCUCCUUGUCCUGAAUCCAAUGGACAAUUGAACGGGUCAGUUGGUUCCUUGUAGUUUUAGCCAAAUUUGGGCUGAAGUAUGGCUUUCUACAGUACCUAUAUGUUGCCAUGAUGAUGCAACCAAGUGGAUCCGGAAGACCUCAUCAUUACCAAUUUGUAUCUACAUUGUAUAUAGAUACCACAGCUGCACUCGGACCCCAGAAUUAUGUAUGGCCCCUGCCUUCCAGUUUUGUGGUAUUGUACCUGUGGAACUAACCAUGUCUGGUCAUCUCCAUGGGCGCACCGCUGCUAAACCGCAUCCUUAUGGACAGAGGACUAGUUGGUGGGGGAGACGGUAGCCCAUACUGCACCAUGAGUCCGGCUCAGAAUCUGGCAUAUCAUGUUCAAAGUCUGCAUCCAGCCAUCAAGCAGAAUCAGGGUCAUAUGCUGCUUUCGACAAGGUGAAGUUUCCAUGUGCAGUAACCCUAGAGAUGAAACGUACAAGAGAAAACAUGGCCGGGAGAUAAGGGAAGAGCCAUUGGUUAUAUGGAGAUGUAGCAAUAAGAUUUGGAAAUGGUGCAUGCAAGAGGAAGAUGGAACCAUCAACCAUGUAUUUACAGCAUUCUUAGCUGCUGCUUUGCUACCCCUUGGUUUUGAAUGGAGGGGAAUGGUAAUUCUCUGGUGUAUAUGUACCAACAUAUUCCUGUUCAUCUUGAGCUACAUAAGCUAUUGUUCACCUCCUUAUACUAUAUACUUCUUUUCCAGGGCUGUUUUUGAAUACUGUUCUGGAAUUGGAAUUCUCGCUAUUGUCACAAAGAAAAUCCAUGCCCAUUGCUAUGCUAGAGUAGGACAGUUCCAUAUGUUCUUGUACAGUAGGAUUGUUUCAUUUUAUUACUAUCUGGUUUGUUUUCCUGAAAACAUUGACAAAAUUGAUUUAAGGUACCAUGAGAGGAGGUUUGAAAUCUAAAUUGACUCGUUUCACGUAUCGUGAAUGUAAUUGUACUGUGAGUUGUAGUUGCUGUGCGCCUACACUCAUAGCUGGAUUUUUUUUUUUUUGUUCCGUGAUGUGUAGAUCAACAUAGUGGAUGCAUCUUGUGUUGUUAUUGUCA